Peronospora belbahrii is the source of this 2694-nucleotide messenger RNA. The record is from the annotation of a GenBank genome assembly. Lineage: Eukaryota; Oomycota; Peronosporomycetes; Peronosporales; Peronosporaceae.
AUGAGCCAAUAUGGACCACCAUCAAAUGGUGCAGCAUUUCCACGUAAUGUCUUACCACCAUUUCGUGGUCCUCCUCAAGCUUUUCCACGUGGUGGUCCACCUCCUUUUCGUCCACAUCUUGCAGCUCGAGGACCACCGCCACCAUUUCCGUUUCGAGGACCUCCACCGGUUUUUCAAGGACGUGGACUCCUUCCUGUACAUGGUCCCCCAUGUCCUGGAAUCGCACGACCACCUCGAAGACUUACAAUUCCAUCAUCGAUGAUGACUACACCAGGAUAUCCAUCUCCAUUAUCACCUGCUAUACCUAGUUCCGUUCUACCUCAAGGAUGGAGUGAAUUUAGAUCGCCUCAGGGAGUUACGUACUAUCAUAAUGCGUCUACAGGUGUGAGUACAUAUGACAAGCCAACUCUAGUUGAGACGGAGAAGAAUCGACCCAAGUGGAUAGAAUACAAGGAUGAAGCGACGGGUGCUUUUUACUAUUUUAAUACAGUGACCAAGGAGACGGUGUGGGACCAACCCGAGGGUUUUCGAAUGCAAAAAGCAAGAGAACAAGUAGCCAAGAUGACGAGUGAAACAAUGCAAACUACUCCAUCAUAUCCGUCACAGAUGCAGGUUCCACCCCAAGUGAUACAGGAUACUGAACAGAAUAGCAGCGCCCCGGUAGAAAAACACGAGGAGGUAGAUGAAGAAGAGGUUAGACGACAGGAAACACUAGAGAAGGCUCGGAAGCAGCGGAAAGAGGAACAGGAGCGUGAACAGGCUGCACAGUUUGAGCAUAUGCAAUUUGCUGAACGUAUGACUACAUUCAAGCAGUUUCUUGAGGACAAACAGAUCAUGCCGACACUCAAGUGGGGCGACGCGCAGCGUGAAAAGAAACAGGCGUUUGCUGAGUACUGUACGCAGGCGAAGAACCGUGCAACUAUUGAGAAACGUCGGCUAGUCAAAAAGACACGGGAGGAGUUCAUCGAGUUGCUGGGUUUGUUUGAAUCGAGCCUGGCUCCGCCAUCGCGGCGUCGGCAGGUUUCGUGGGAAGAACUUGCAGCGAGUGAUAGUUUUUACGCCUUGCGGAAGGAUCCACGGUGGUCUGCUGUUGAAGAGAUCCGAGAGCGGCAACAGCUAUUUGCCACAUUUAUGCAGGAUUUGGAGCGUAACCAGAAGGCUCGUCUCGCAAGACAGCGUGAUAGUUUGCAGAGGGCAUUUAUGGAACUAUUGCGGCAGCGCGCUGACUCGAAGCAGCUGGAGUUUGGUGGCAGUCGAGCGAGUAAGCGGCUUGAUGCCGACACUAAGCGGCGUGUCCUUGAUCUGCUGCAGGAUGUUGAACUUUCGGGUGGCAGUGGCAGAGUUGGUGAGGAUGCGCUUCGGAUUGUUGACCGACAUGAUGUGUAUAACUGGGCUGAGGAUUUCUUGCACGAACGCCGCGAACUGGAGCAUGCAAAACGCAAGCGUGAGCGUGCGGACCGUGUAGAGCGUCAAGAGAAGAUGAGUCGCGAGUUGAAUGAUCGAUUCAAAGAGUUUAUAGCUGUGCAGAAGCUGACAGUUGGAAGCACGUGGGAGGAGUUUUCGGCUGAGCAUUUAAAACAUGCCAGUGAAGAACAGACUAGAGAAUUACAUAGUGAAGCGAAUGGUGGUACUGGAGCAGGUGGAGAUGAUGAAGGAAACGAAGGAACAGACGAUAAACACUUGCACUGGAAAGCACAACGUCGUAUUUUUGAGAAAUACACUCGCCGACUUCGUAGGAACCUGGAACCCGCAGCGUCGGCGGUUCGCAAGUACUUGGAUCGCAGUGGUGAUCCGCCAUUACGCGUGAGUGAAAGCACGUCGUACACAGUAUUUAUCGAUGCUCUUAAGGAUGGUGUAGGCAUCGCACUCGAUAACAAAGCGCCGGAGGAGGGUGAAGAAGACGUGAGCGAAGAGACUAGCGACGCUAGGAAAGGUACUUUAGAGGAUCCUGAUGAUGGUUUUGCGAUUGGGGAGAUUGAAGAAGUGCAAAAGUUAAAAUCUGAAGAAAUUGAUGCAGCUUUGGAGACUGCAGUUAAGAAGCACCGAGAAAUGGAGGACAACGAUGCGAUAGUCGAAUUUCCUGUGUUUGUACGUCAAGUGUAUGAAAUGUGGAUUGCUGUGGAAAAAGAAGAAUGCAGUAGAGAGAAGGAGAAGAAGCUUCAGCAUCGAAAGCGAAGCCGCAAGGAAAGUCGCAACUUGGCUGUCGAGGAUGAUGGUGACGAAGAUCACCCUUGUCGUCCACAUCGUCGUUCGUCCGCGACGGAGGAAUUGGAGAGUGACGAGAACCAUAAAAAACGUCGUAGCCAUCGGUCAUUAAAGAAACGGCAUCGUAGUCACGGUUCGCCGUCUGUUUCGCGUUCCAAGUCUCGAUCUCGUUCGGUGUCUCGACAUGAAUCUUCAAGUCAUAAGCGGCGAUCACGAUCUCGUAAUCAUGUGGGUACACUACCUUCGAGCUUAGUUCCUCCUGUGAGUUUUAAGGCUAGUGUCGAUACGUCUACGGCAGCGACUACGUAUUCUCUACUUCAAUUACCCUUGAAACCAUUGUCUGAAGCAGAAGAAGCAGCCAAGGCGGAAGAAGUUAUUCGUCAGGCACGAUUGAAACUGCAAGUAAAGAAGGACAAGAUUCAUCCUCAUGACAGUGAACUUGAAGAAGGUGAAGAACUUGAAGAAGGCGAAGAACAAGUCAAUGAAUAG